AAAUCGAACGAAUUGAUGAAAUGAGAAAAAAACAUGAAUAUGAAUACAAUGAAAGGUUGAAAGAAAAAGAUAAAAUCCACAAACGUGAAAAAGAAGAAAGAGAAAGAACCUAUAAAUGGGAAACCGAUCUCUUACAACAAACCAUCAAUCGUUUGGAACAAACUAUUAAUGACUUACAAACCAACUUAGUGAAAAUUGGUUCAAAACAACUUGACCGCAUCCAAGAAGACUUUAAUCGUUUAACUGAUGAAAUUAAACAAUUAAAAAAAGAAAACGAAGAAUUAAAAAAGAAUAAUUCAGAAGCUUUGAAAAAUGAACUAAAAAAAAUCGAACAAAAAGAAGAACAAUGUCUAACUUCGUUACGUACCAAAUAUUAUGAAAACUCUACACUUGAUCAAAAAAUGAAUGAACUUGUUGAACUAUGUAAAGAAUUUGGAGCUGAAUUACCAAACUUUAGAAGCAAACGA
Molecule: messenger RNA, 467 nt
Organism: Racocetra persica
Lineage: Eukaryota; Fungi; Glomeromycota; Glomeromycetes; Diversisporales; Gigasporaceae
Source: the annotation of a GenBank genome assembly